Messenger RNA from Drosophila arizonae, 385 nucleotides. It is a transcript of the gene Urm1, whose product is annotated as Ubiquitin-related modifier 1. Gene Ontology annotation, cellular component: cytoplasm. The record is from RefSeq and is a predicted model, not a curated record. Lineage: Eukaryota; Metazoa; Arthropoda; Insecta; Diptera; Drosophilidae. Gene Ontology annotation, biological process: tRNA thio-modification.
AAUAACAGAUUAAUGAUGAGCAACAAUAACACACCGGAUUUAAAAAUAAUACUAGAGUUCAGUGCUGGGGCAGAGCUGCUAUUUGGCAAUAUCAAACGACGUGAAAUCAGUUUGGAUGGCACGCAAAAAUGGACCAUUGCCAAUUUGCUGAAGUGGAUGCAUGCCAACAUUUUAACGGAGCGAGCAGAGCUAUUCAUACAAGGAGACACAGUGCGGCCUGGCAUAUUAGUGCUGAUCAAUGAUACAGACUGGGAGCUGCUGGGUGAGCUGGAGUACGAACUACAGGCGAACGAUAAUGUUUUAUUUAUAUCCACACUGCACGGCGGCUAACACAGACCGCUGUUAAGUAACAGAGACUGUCAUGUUAACUAGUAGACGUAAAGAG